This is a messenger RNA of Ylistrum balloti, 2204 nucleotides long. RefSeq names its product T-complex protein 1 subunit zeta-like. The coding region runs from base 13 to 1611 and encodes 532 amino acids. Gene Ontology annotation, molecular function: ATP-dependent protein folding chaperone; ATP binding; ATP hydrolysis activity. The record is from RefSeq and is a predicted model, not a curated record. The transcript has 15 exons. Gene Ontology annotation, biological process: protein folding. Gene Ontology annotation, cellular component: chaperonin-containing T-complex. Lineage: Eukaryota; Metazoa; Mollusca; Bivalvia; Pectinida; Pectinidae.
UUCCGAAUAAACAUGUCUGCCAUUAAGUCACUGAAUCCAAAAGCUGAAGUUGCUAGGGCUGCUCAGGCCUUAGCAGUAAACAUUAGUGCCGCAAAGGGGCUUCAAGAUGUGCUUAAAACGAAUCUCGGUCCGAAAGGAACACUCAAAAUGUUGGUUUCUGGAUCUGGUGAUAUCAAACUAACCAAGGAUGGAAAUGUUCUUCUCCAUGAAAUGCAAAUCCAGCAUCCAACAGCUUCCCUGAUCGCUCGUGUGGCCACUGCUCAGGAUGAUAUUACUGGUGAUGGAACAACAUCCAAUGUUCUGAUCAUCGGAGAAUUGUUGAAACAGGCAGAUCUCUAUGUGUCUGAGGGACUCCACCCAAGGAUUAUUGCAGAAGGAUUUGAAUUGGCAAGAGAUAAGGCUCUUAAGGUCCUAGAUGACGUGAAGGUUAAACGGGAAGUUGAUCGUGAUAUGCUGAUACAGGUAGCACGGACUUCACUCCGUACCAAGGUGUAUAAUGACCUUGCUGACCUCCUAACAGAGCAUGUUGUGGAUGCUGUUCUGGCUAUCCAGAAACCCAACCAAGCCAUCGACCUCCACAUGGUUGAGAUCAUGGAGAUGCAACAUAAGACCGACAUGGACACCACGUUGGUGAGAGGUAUUGUAAUGGACCACGGUGCUCGACAUCCAGACAUGAAGAAACGCUCCGAGGAUUGCUUCAUCCUCACCUGUAAUGUGUCAUUGGAGUAUGAAAAAACUGAAGUCAACUCAACAUUCUUCUACAAAACUGCUGAAGAACGUGAGAAAUUGGUAAAAGCUGAGAGGGAGUUCAUUGAUGAGAGAGUCCGCAAGAUCAUUGCUCUGAAAAAACAGGUCUGUGCAGAAAACAACUGUGGAUUCAUCGUAAUCAACCAGAAGGGUAUUGAUCCCUUGUCAUUGGACAUGAUGGCUAAGGAAGGAAUUGUCGGACUGAGGCGAGCGAAGAGGAGGAACAUGGAACGACUUUCCCUGGCCUGUGGAGGUAUUGCUAUGAACUCUGUGGAUGACUUAACACCAGAUUGUCUUGGAUACGCUGGUCUUGUUUAUGAACAAGUCUUGGGAGAAGACAAAUACACCUUUGUUGAAGAGUGCAAGAAUCCGUCUUCUGUGACUUUGGUCCUUAAAGGACCUAAUAAACACACUUUGACCCAGAUCAAGGAUGCUGUCAGAGACGGGCUCCGGGCUGUCAAAAAUGCCAUUGAGGAUGCUUGUGUAAUCCCAGGAGCAGGAGCCUUUGAGAUUGCAGCUUACCAGGAAUUGAUGAAGUACAAGAGUGAAGUGAAGGGACGAGCUCGUUUAGGUGUUCAAGCCUUUGCUGAUGCUCUUCUGAUCAUUGUAAAAGUCUUGGCAGUCAACUCAGGCCUUGACCCUCAGGAGUCUAUUGUUAAACUUCAGGAGGAAUAUACUGACCCAAGUCAGGCUGUAGGACUGGACAUAAAAACAGGUGAAGCCUUGAUACCAAUGGACUCUGGUAUUGUCGACAACUACAGAGUAAAGAAACAGCUCCUACACUCCUGUACUGUGAUAGCAACCAACCUGUUAUUGGUGGAUGAGAUCAUGAGAGCAGGCAUGACAUCAUUAAAGGGAUCUUAGCACUAGUCAUCUACAUCAUCCUCUUUUUCUGUGUGCCCACCUGUGUUUGUCUCAUAUGCUUCUUAAUUUAUAUAACCAAAUAAAGAUAUUGUCAAAGAUUCUGAUUUAAAAUGACUUGAAAUAUAGAUUUAUGACUGUAACAACUAGAAAUGUUCCAGGUUUAGACAACAUAAAUUAAAACAUGUCUUGGUAAGCUACCUUUUAUCUGAAAUAGUAAAAAUAAUGUUUUAAAAAAUGCCUGUUUAAGAUCAACAAAAAGGAUGUCUAAUAGACUAGUCUGAAGAAAUAUUAAAGAAAUGUUUUCGAUAGGUGUUUUUUUCCCCAAACAAUCCUUUUUUUUUUUCAAAUAAUCCAAUAGGUUAACUGAUAACAAAAAUGAAAUUAUCGAUUUUGGAAUUCUCCUGUGCAGAUCUGUCAACAUAUGAACAAAUAGUAACUAUUUAAAAGAAAUCCUUCUUGUGUUGAAGUGCUUAAUAUUGAACAAAGGUAUUGAAUAUUAUUAACCUUAUAUAAAAGGUAUUGAACAAUAUAAAGAAGCAAUAUCACCUUGAUGCUGUCAUGUGUGUUUGUAAUAAAACAUUUGCUUUCAUUUA